Molecule: messenger RNA, 1266 nt
Organism: Durusdinium trenchii
Lineage: Eukaryota; Dinophyceae; Suessiales; Symbiodiniaceae
Source: the annotation of a GenBank genome assembly
AUGGCACUUCCUGAGCGGCCCGAGAAAGAAGCCACAGAGGAAGAGACUUUGGUGCUGCCGGACCUGCACAGCAUCCUAGAGGGCACUGUUGCAUCGAUCCAGCCCUUCGGUGCCUUCGUGCGAAUUGGGAAAGGUAUGUCGUUCGAAGAGACUGCCUUUGACUCAUGCGGUGACGAGUACAAGGACGGCUUGGUCCACAUUAGAUCCAUAGCUGCAGGGAGGGUGGAAAAAGUCUCCGACUACCUGGACGUUGGAGACAAGGUUUGGGCGAAGGUGUGCAAUGUCAAGCCAGAGGAUGGCAAGUAUGGCUUGGACUUGCGUUAUGUGAACCAAGACACCGGAGAAGAUCUCGACCCAAAGAACCGAGAAGGUCGAUUCCCCAAGGGUGGAGGAAAGCAGAAAAAGACAAAAACUGAGGACUUGGUGAAGGAUGCCAAAGCCAUGAUGGAGGAGGUGAAACGCAUGAAGAAGGAAUCAAAGCUGAAGAAAAAGUUCCUGAAAUUUGAGGAAAAAAGGAAGAAGAAGUUGCAAAAGAAACUCAAGAAGCAAGCUGAUGCGAAGGGCAAUAAAGCUGAAGGUGGUAGCUCUUCCUCAUCUAGUUCCUCAUCAUGUUCUUUGUCAGAGGCAACGCAAGCCAGAUUGCGCAAGGAGUUUGGUUUUCCAGAUCCCGUGGGGGCAAAGCCCAAGGCAGCGCAAACAAAGAGCAACGGCCAGGCCAUUACCUUGAAAGAAAGGACAGAAGUGAGCAGGCGACCACCAAGCUCUAAACGAUCUCCAGCAAGAAGGCCAAAGGCUGCAGAGGAUUUGAGGGGCUUGGAACGCUCGAAACCUGACCCCAAGAAGGGGCGCAAGGAGCCGGUCAGAUCUAACGGGCGCGGCCGGUAUCGCUCACCCUCUCGCCAAGCUGCGUCGGACUCCAGGGACUCCCGGCGUCGCCCACGUCAAGGGCGAAGAGACGAGUCGCGGGAACCACGUCGCAGCCCUCGACGGGGACGACGGAGGCGAGAUUCGCGAGACUCGAGGUCCAAGUCACGUGCGGGCGAUGCGGAUAAGGAAAGCCGACGUUGUUCACGUGAGUGGAAUCGUCUUUAUGCCAGUGGUGUUGCUGACCAAGAGCCACCCAAAGAAGAGAGCAAGAAGAGGAAGGCUGCUAAGCCUGACACAAAGAAGACAGAGGGCAAAAAGGCCAAGCAAGCAGCUCAAGACAACGGUGAGCCUCCAAAGAAGGCCAAGCGAAAGAAGCAAGCGUCUGACGCUAGUGGCUAA